AGACAGUAUAGACCUAUCUCCAAGGAGGCAGAAGCAGACCUGUACUUCUCCUACUCAAACCGACUAAAACCUCCCCCUUCUGAUUUAAUUUUAGGGUUUUUUGUUUUAUCACUUUUGAUUCAUCCAAUAUAUAUACACAUUGCAGACACGAUUCAUUCUUUGAAUUUGAUCUUCACUUCCCAUUACGAUCUACCGGAGAUCGACGACAUGAACUCGGAUUUUGAAAUGGCGGAAAUGCAUCGUCAGAAGUCGAAGAAGAAAUUCAUGGCGGAAAAUAAUGCUUCGUCGUCUCCGUCGUUAUCUUCGUACUUCCCGGUGAACUCAAGCCAUAAUCUCCUCCAGCAGCAAGCGAAUCCCUUCCCUUUCACCCAACCGUUCUUCCAGGAACACCAUUUCGUACAGCCCUUCUUCGACGACCCGGUUCGCGAGCACGGCGGCAACACCAAUCUGCUGCUCCCUUUGAGCUUCAAGCUUGGGUCGUCCGGUGACGAGAUCGGCCAGAGAAACAAUGCGCUCGGAGACGACGCUCCGUUACAUCGCAAUUGCCACGGCGGCGGCGGCGGUGGCGGUGGUGGCUCGCCGGAUGCGAUGAUUCAGUGUUGGGAAAACCAAGAAGAUUCCGCGCUUAAGCAACGUUUCUGGAAGCCCCUGAGUACAGAAUUUCCAAAUGGGAAUGAGAAAGAAUGCCCCAAAGAGAAUGAUGAUGAGGAAAAGAGGAAGGAACAAGAGAUGAGUCGCCAUGAAACUGAAGAGAAGACCAAAUUUAGCUUCUUUGAUGGGGAGCUAGAAGCCAUUUAUCGCCAGGCGGACAUAGCAGAGACUGCUCAAACGGCGUCUGGCUCAGCCCUCACCGCCGAGAACUUCCCUGCUAGUGCCAGUCGCCAUUCCCAAAUGCCAGAUAAUAACGCAGAAGCCCUUGCAGGGAAGGGAAGAAGGGAUAGGAAGAGGCGAAAGUUGAAGAAGGAUGUCGAUAAUGAUGAUGAGUAUAGGUCAAUGGGAGAAUUCUUUGAGAGUUUAGUGAAGAGAGUGAUGGAUCACCAAGAAGAGCUUCACAGCAAGUUUCUGGAGACUAUGGAGAGGCUGGAACGCGAAAGGGUCGGGAGGGAAGAAGCGUGGAGGAAGCAAGAACAAAUGAAUCUGGAACGCGAAGCCGACGAUAGAGCCAACCAGAGAGCCUUGGCUUCAUCUAGAGAAGCUGCCAUUCUUUCCUACUUGGAGAAAAUCACUGGCCAAAAGAUCACCCUUCCUAGUUCCACCUGAACACCCUUCAUUAUCAACUGACUAAACAAAAAGAAAAGAGAAGUGGGGUAACAUCAAGAAAGUGGACAGAAAGCUCACCCAAAUUAAAGUUAUAUGGUAGCUACUGAUCGUUCAGAGCUUUAUAUAUAUUGUUGGGUGGAAUACUGUAGAAGAGUUGGUGCAUGGCAUGGCAACAAAAGUAUUGUUGCAGCUUUUGAGAGCCGUCCGAUCCCCAAGAAACGUUGAUCCAGUAGCAAGUUAGUAAUGAGUUAGAUGGAGAUUAUCAGAUGACAGAAAUCUGGCAUGCAGGUUAGAUUAAGUAUAUAUGCAUGCCAGGUAGAUUAAUAAUAUAUGUUGCCCGUAAGGGCUUAGCUCAAUGGUUCAAUAGGUAGUAUUUGGAAGAAGACAUCAAUGUUCGAAUCUCGACGGCGGUAGUGUAGAGAAUAUGUCUAAAGUGGGCAGGCAUUUGACCCUAUUUACUGAGCUAUUGAAUUAUCGUGAUUUACAUUUUUUCAAAUGCCGUGUCAGGUUGCGGGAAUCUUUAGAAUUGGAGAUUUAACUUUUAGGAGAAUAAGAUUAAUAAUGUAUGUUACUUAACCUGAAUAUUGUCGCGAUAUGAUGAAAUCAGACAUCAUAUAUGCUUGAUGUAUGGGUUCAUUUCAUUAAUAUUUGAUUGAUCAACCUUUUAGAUUAAUAAAAUUAUAC
Ipomoea nil (Japanese morning glory) is the source of this 1944-nucleotide messenger RNA. RefSeq lists its product as uncharacterized. Lineage: Eukaryota; Viridiplantae; Streptophyta; Magnoliopsida; Solanales; Convolvulaceae. The record is from RefSeq and is a predicted model, not a curated record. Bases 208 to 1260 code for a protein of 350 amino acids. The transcript is spliced from 2 exons.